AUGUGGCUGCAUAAUAUUGCUGUUCUUUCGAUUUCAUUCUCAUGUCUUCUAAUAAUUCUUCAAAUUCUCUAUUUUCCCUAUCUGAUAUCACAGGCUGAAUCAGCUCAUGAACUAGUCAAGAGCAAAAUAGACUCAUUUAAGAGUUUAGAAUCAGAUAUCACUCGUGAAUUAUCAGAUUACGCCUUCUUACAUAUUACCAGAAAACGAGAAGUCAUUUCAUGCGAACCCGGAUACCCCGGUCUUCCUGGUGCAAAUGGGAGAGAUGGACAACCAGGAAUAGACGGUCCAAACGGAAUACGUGGAUUGGAUGCACGUGAUAUAAUGGAAGAAAUUCAAGCGAAUCAAGAAUGUAUUACUUGUCCACAAGGAGAACGUGGACCAACUGGAGCACCAGGGGAUCGAGGAGAAACUGGAGAUAAGGGAGAUAAAGGAGUUGCUGGAAUUCCAGGUCAAGAUGGAUUAGAUGGUGAACAAGGAGAAGAAGGACCUGUUGGACCACCAGGGCCACCGGGGAGAAGGGGAAGAAAAGGAGCUGAUGGAAAGUCUGCAAUGGGAGGAAUUGGAGAACCCGGACCAAAAGGAGUUCCAGGAGCAAAGGGUGGUCCGGGAUUACAGGGACCAAGAGGAAAGCGUAAUUAUAUUUAUGGUCCACCUGGUCCAAUGGGACAACCAGGACCAUCUGGAUUGGAUGGAGUAUCUGGAAAUCCAGGUGAUAGAGGACCAAAAGGACCGCCAGGAGACCGCGGAGCUGAUAUUAAAUUCUGUCCGUGUCCAUUGGAAUUAGAAUUAUUGAAAGUAAAACAUUCCAAGGCAAAUCGUCCAUCACCACCAUCCUCUUCGACUUCAACAACACCGCCAACAACUUCAACUUCAGAAACAACGACUACAGUUUUUCCAAAUACAGAAAAGAAUUCAGAUGACACCACAACUUUGGAAAUAAUCGGAGAAGAAGAAACGACUCCAGAAGAUAUCACUGCCACGACUACAAUUGAAACAAUCACUUUUUCAUCUCAAGAUGACGAAUCAAGUGAAUCAAAAAAUAGUCGAAAUUCAGAAAAUGUAUUCGGAAGUGCACCUGGAAAUGAAGGAAUUAUUCAAGCAGAAACAUUGAAUUUUGAUGAUGGAGAAAUGCAAACGGUGGAAUUGCCAAAAGAGUAUGAAAACGAUGAACAACCACGUGGACCAAUCAUAACUGUAGAAGAUGAUGAUUAUCCAGAAGAUACUACAACUACGCGUCGAUUCCGUUACGUCACAAAGCGACCAAUUCGGUUUGAAUAA
Molecule: messenger RNA, 1278 nt
Organism: Caenorhabditis remanei
Lineage: Eukaryota; Metazoa; Nematoda; Chromadorea; Rhabditida; Rhabditidae
Exons: 5
Coding region: 1-1278 (425 amino acids)
Source: RefSeq, a predicted model, not a curated record